Messenger RNA from Ostreobium quekettii, 696 nucleotides. Lineage: Eukaryota; Viridiplantae; Chlorophyta; Ulvophyceae; Bryopsidales; Ostreobiaceae. The record is from the annotation of a GenBank genome assembly.
AUGAAGCGGCUGUUCGGCGCCAAGAAGGACCAGGCCCCGGCCCCAACAUUGACGGACGCGAGUGGGAACAUCCAAAAUCGGGGGGAGACGCUUGACGCCAAAAUUGCAGCACUGGAUGCACAGCUGUUGAAGGCAAAGGAUGCGAUAAAGAGAACAAGACCGGGGCCCACACAGGAGACUGCGAAAAGAAGAGCUCUUACUAUCUUGAAACAGAAGCGGCUGUAUGAGGGCCAGCGGGACCAGUUGUACCAACAGCAGUACAACAUCGACCAGGUCCAGUUUACAACGGAGUCGGUGAAGGACACUGUGUCCACAGUGCAGGCCAUGAAGAGCGCCCAGAAGGAGUUGAAGACGGCCAUGAAGGCCAAGGAGUUCAACGUUGGCAAGAUUGAGAAGAUGCAGGAUGACAUGGCAGACCUCAUGGACAUGCAAAACGAAGUCAAUGAGGCUCUGGGCAGGACAUACGAUGUGCCAGAUGAGGUUGACGAGUCAGAUCUGAUGGAAGAAUUGGAUGCUCUUGAGGACGAGCUGGCCCUGGAAUCUGACCAGCAGACAGCCGAUGCUGUUCCUUCUUACAUGCAGGCCAAUGAGGGCGCUGCGAUGCCAGCAGCGCCCAUGAACCUUCCCGUGGCUCCUCAGGCCCAGGCCCAGCCCCAGGACGAGUACGGGCUGCCUGUUCUGCCACAGAGGAACUAG